AUGCCAAUUGCUGAAUUUAAUCCGAUUGAUGCUGGUCAUAAAAUAGCUGAAAUUCAAGUGAAUGACAAAGUAUUGUUAUUAAUAUAUACAUCCAAUGAUGAUUUGUCCCGAGACUUUAAUUUCCCAGCAGUAGAUAUUCUUGAUGAUGACAACCAUUAUAUAUUGUAUGAUGUAAAUGAAUUUCAUGGGAGAUGUGAAGACAAAAAUGGCGUGGGAGACAUACUAGGGGCUGGUGCUCAAGGAAAAGUAAAAAAAGGAAAGUGGUGUAAUUUUAAUGUUGCAGUUAAAAGUAUAAAUCUGUCAGGUGCUAAUUUGAAAUUAGCCUGCAGAGAGAUUAAAGUUCUGGAGAACAUUAGACACCCAAUCAUCGUACAGUUAAUGGCAUAUUGCAUUGAUAAAAAUUCUGUACACUUAUUGAUGGAACUCUUCCACAGUUAUUCUCUCUCUGACGUAUUGUUUGAUAACAUAUUCGAAAAAGCAGCUGCUUUAAUAAUAUUAAAAAAACAUAAAAUUGCUCAGCAAUUUUGUCAGGCUAUUAAUUAUUUACAUUUAAAAGAAAAUCCAAUAAUUCACGGUGACAUAAAGCCUGCAAAUAUUUUAUUACAUGCAAACGGAACUGUAAAAGUUUGCGAUUUAGGAAUUAGUAAGUUCAAGAAAAUAUCUAGUUCUUUACGAACAACGGUUGGUGGGACUGGGUUCGUUAAAGGAACUCCGCUGUAUAUGGCACCAGAGUUGAUUCUUGAAAACAAAGAAGCUACUGUCCAUUCUGACGUUUGGUCUUUGACCUGUACUCUUAUUGAACUUUAG
Molecule: messenger RNA, 807 nt
Organism: Cotesia glomerata
Lineage: Eukaryota; Metazoa; Arthropoda; Insecta; Hymenoptera; Braconidae
Product: MAP kinase kinase MKK1/SSP32-like
Exons: 2
Coding region: 1-807 (268 amino acids)
Biological process (GO): protein phosphorylation
Cellular component (GO): cytoplasm
Molecular function (GO): ATP binding; protein serine/threonine kinase activity
Source: RefSeq, a predicted model, not a curated record